CCUGCCCACUGCAAAUGUCUUCUCUAGGAAAGUUGAGCCACAGUUAGAUAGUUUCAGACCCUCGCUCCUGCUGACUGCUGCUCGGGCUUCUCAACUUGAAGGAAAGAAAGGCUGAAACACAACAUGAGGGUGUGGAUCAUCUUUCUUCUUUGCCUAUCCGGCAAGGCCUUGGCUGCUCCUAUGGAGGAGGAUGCCAUCGCCGUAGACGACCCAGCUGCUGUUGAGGAGCCUGUUGUGGAGGAGGAGCUCCCUGUGGAGGAGGAGUACCCAGUGGAGGAGGAGGUCCCUGCGGAGGAGGAGGUCAUCAUUGAGGAGGGCGACGAGGUUGGAGUGAACCCCGUUCAGGUGGAGACUGGAGAGGAGGAGGCCUUUGAUGAAGCCAUCGAUGCCGAGGAAGUCAUCACCGAGAAUCCCUGCCUGAACCACCACUGCAAGAAGGGAAAGGUGUGCGAGGUUGAUGACACCAACGCCCCCAUCUGCGUGUGCCAGGACCCCACUACCUGCCCUGCUGCCGUUGGAGAGUUUGAGCAUGUGUGCGGCACUGACAACAAGACCUUUGACUCCUCCUGCCAUUUCUUCGCCACCAAGUGCGCCCUGGAGGGAACAAAGAAGGGACACAAACUGCACCUCGACUACAUCGGACCCUGCAAAUACAUCGCCCCUUGCCAGGAGAACGAGCUGAAGGAGUUCCCCCUGCGCAUGAGGGACUGGCUCAAGAACGUCCUGGUCACCCUGUACGAGCGCGACGAGGACAACAACCUGCUCACCGAGAAGCAGAAGCUCAGGGUGAAGAAGAUCUACGAGAACGAGAAGAGGCUGCAGGCUGGAGAGCACACCCUGGACCUCCUGGCUCUGGACUUCGAGAAGAACUACAACAUGUACAUCUUCCCCGUCCACUGGCAGUUCGGUCAGCUGGAUCAGCACCCCGUUGAUGGGUACCUGACCCACACGGAGCUUGCUCCUCUGCGUGCUCCUCUGAUCCCCAUGGAGCAUUGCACAACCAGCUUCUUCGAGAUGUGCGACGCUGAUAGCGACAAAUACAUCGCCCUGGAGGAGUGGGCCCAGUGCUUUGGCCUCAAAGAGCAGGAUGUCGACAAGGACAUGGUCAUCUAAAUAUUCCUGCAAGCUUCUUUGACGCUUCCUAGUUUUGAUUGGGAGAGGUGCUAAAAAAACCUAAAUUAAAUUUCUACAGUAAUGGUGCUAAUGGCAAAUCCUAACAGUGUACCUAUACCACUAACAAAAGAAGAAAAACAUGUGCACAGUACACAUUAUCCAACAUGCCAUAAUGGUAGAGUGCUUUUACGUUUUGCCUUUCUUGUUUGUGCAGAUUGAAAGAGAGCGUGUUGCAGGAAUGUGCAGGGUAGGGCAGUCGUGGAAGGAGCGAAUGCAUGUAACGGCUUGGCAGUAAUGUUGGCAAACUUGUAAAAAAGUAAAACGGGUGCACAAAGAGAUAUAUAUUUUUUUCACUCGAUCAGGGCUUUUUUCUGAAAGAAUUCAUGAGGAGAAGAAUUGUAAAAUUGAAAUAAAAGACACAAAAUAAAUGUCCCUUCUGCUUGCUUUAUAAACUUAUAGUGGUAUUUGUUGCACUUUCGGGUGGUGGAUUCAUUUGAGGUUAUCGUGUCCUUAUGAGUAGACAAAGAUGCUUCUUUAAACUUGAGCCCUGGACUUAAAGAAGUUUUAUUUUAUUUUAUUAAUUUUAUGUGCUUUAAUGGCUCUUGUUUCAAACUCGGGUCAACAUGUUGAGUGUACUGAUAUUCAAACAAUAAAAAGGAUGUAUAAUUUGAACUGAGGAGGAUGGAAUCUCGCAGGGUGAGACUAUUUCUCCUUCUAACUUGUUCGCUUUUAUCGUUUUCAUAUUUUUUGCAACAGUGUGAGUAUUAUAAACUCUCUACAUGAAUAAAAACUACUGAUUUUUUCCAACCCGA
This is a messenger RNA of Engraulis encrasicolus (European anchovy), 1925 nucleotides long. It is a transcript of the gene sparc, whose product is annotated as secreted protein, acidic, cysteine-rich (osteonectin). Lineage: Eukaryota; Metazoa; Chordata; Actinopteri; Clupeiformes; Engraulidae. Gene Ontology annotation, biological process: anatomical structure development. The record is from RefSeq and is a predicted model, not a curated record. The transcript has 10 exons. Gene Ontology annotation, molecular function: collagen binding; extracellular matrix binding; protein binding. The coding region runs from base 124 to 1113 and encodes 329 amino acids.